This is a messenger RNA of Planococcus citri (citrus mealybug), 1844 nucleotides long. RefSeq lists its product as uncharacterized. The record is from RefSeq and is a predicted model, not a curated record. The coding region runs from base 285 to 1619 and encodes 444 amino acids. NCBI's taxonomy places the organism in Eukaryota, Metazoa, Arthropoda, Insecta, Hemiptera, Pseudococcidae. The transcript is spliced from 6 exons.
CCUUAUAAAAUUCACCACUUUGAUUUGAUAAUUGAUUUGGCGCCCAGAGAAGCAUUAAUUAAUUUUGAUCAAAAAUUUAAAAUUUGAUGUGAAAUUUCAUGUUUUAUUAGAUUUUUUAUAAGUUGAUUAGUUGUAAAAUCUGUGUACUCAAUAUUUCAUUAGAGUAAUCAUCACUGUUCUUCUGGCUGCUUACCAUCACUGUUUUGCUAUUCAAGUUAUCAGUCCGUAUUACCGCUGUGCCUACAGAUGUACUAAUUUCCGAAUAAUAUGCGCAUAGAUGAAUAAUGGAGCUUGGUUCAAAAUCUAAAAAACGUUUCCAACUCAAGAGUUCUAGACAAGAUCGAAAUGAAUCACGCAAUUGGUUCGAUUGCACCGACGAUAAAGGUCCUACUAUUGGUGAAGACGACGGUAAUUUUGGAACAUUCUCUAGGACGAAUGUUGUGAAAACUCCCGUUAGGCCGCUGAAAGCUAAAACCGCUUCGCCUAUAGCUCAUACUUUAUCACCUCAGUUCAGGGUAGGCUGGAAUGAUGGAUCUCAAAAAAGUCAAAAAAGUGUUUGUGAUAUGGGCAGUCCGGUGAGUGCGAUACCUGCGCGUAGAAAAAUUAGACGAUGUCCAGAAAAUUUACUAGCUAAGAUAUCACCACCUGCGGUUGAACCUAAAGACUCACGAAAAACUGAAGGAAAUUCGUGUGAUAUUUUACAAUGCAUCAAUUGGGCUAAAAGUUUAAUAGAAUCGAGCAAUUUUCAAUCACCAAUUGAAGAAACACCCGAAGUGCCCGAUAAAAAAAUCGCCGAGAUUACGGAAUCAAUCAAAGAUACUAGUCUCGAUAUAGCUCUCGAUGAUUCAUCCAAUGAGCUAAUGAUUAUGUGCAGUCAAGCAAUCGAAGAAAGUGUUUCCUCGGGAAAACUUACAUUGGAAAAUAAGAAAUCGCAAUCUGAAAAGCACCACAUUACCCCGAUUCGCGAUAACAAUCCGAGUAAACGAUUUAGGCCGCAGUUCGCUUCGAGUACCAAAUCAGAUGUUGCUAAUUUCGAUCGUAGAUUGAACGAUUCGCAUCCGAAAUCGAACAAUGUUUCUAGUAGGCCUAUGAAUACUCCUACUAAAAUACCGCUGCUUGUUUCUCAAACUGCAUCUUCGAAAAAUCUACUAAACGUCGAUGGUAUUUUCAAACGACCUAAUCAAUCAGGUGCGAAUAAUAAUAGCGAGAAUUUUAAAGAUUUUAAUAAAAAUGUCACAAAUUCCGGAACCUUUCGCUAUUCUCGUGAAUCGAGGAAAGAAAACGAGAUGGUAUCUCCAUUUGCGACUCCUACUCCAGUAUCAAAUCAAUCUUUAUCGGAUUUGUCCAACAUCGAUAUCAAAUCUCAUUUGGACGACGAAGAUGAAAUAUUUUGUUCUUUGGAUUUCAAUUUUUUGGAUUCACUUCAGACGAAACCAAUUGUACAACCGAAGCCUGCGUCGAAACCUACAACGAACGAAAUAAAACCACAAAUAAAGAAUAAGGAGUCUGUUAAACUUGACACUAAACCUUUAGUUACCAAGUACACUAAGCAAGAAAUUGAAAAACGUCGCCUCGAGGCAAAAAAACGACUACUUCUUAAAAAGCAUAAAUCGAUGUAGUAUUAUUUUGCAUAUUCUGUUUUUAAUUGUUUGUGUGGAAUUCUUCGUGGACUUUAUUAUCGCUUGGACUAUUUUUUAAGUUUGUGGUAGAUUUUUUAGUUAGUUUUUUGUGUGUGUAAACCUAUGUAUGUAUAUAAGUCGUAAGUUUUCAGUGUUUGUUUGUCCCAUGUAUUGUAUACCUACAUUUUUUUGUUGGAGAUGUAAUAAAUAAUUUUUGUUGUUUGA